UAUGUAUGUUUUUUUUUUUUGCUUUUGAAAUAUUUGUGUGUCUCUAACUGUGUCCACUCUUUGCAUGCACACGACCACGCCCAUGACAACGAUCUCACGCCCACACACACAACUAACAAAAUAUCGAAAUCGAAUGAAAAUAAAACAACAACAACAAAGCAGAUAAUGCCCAUGCAGCAUGCGCCAAAGUACGAUCCACCACGUUACACCUGUCCCAACUCCAUGUUGUCACUGCAGCAGCCGCAACCAGAGCAACAACAGCAGCGACAAUAUGCGCUCUACUCGCAGCAGCCGCCGCUGCCGCAGUUGCCGCCAAAGCCGGCGCUGCGCAGUUAUCUGAAGCCGCUGCCCAAGCUGCCGACCGACCUGGAGGAGAGCCGCGAAAUGUCCUCGACGGAUGAUCUGAGCUCGCGACCGCAUUCGCCCUCGAUGAGCAGCAGCGAUGAAAGCUACUCCAAGACGACAGAGGGUGAAGGCGAUGCCGAUGAGGACUCGCCACGCAUCAAUGGCGGCCAUCUGCAGCGUCCGGCGGGGCUGCCCAAUGGCGUCGGCUUCAAUGGGCAUGUGGCGCGCGUCAAUCCGCUGCAGUGGCUCUACCCAUGCGACAUCCAAGUGGAUCCCAGCUCGCCGGACAUGCAGCUGGACAUGCAGCAGCUGCGCGACUUCGAGCUCAGCUCCACAACCGAAAGCCAUGGCCAGCAGACCACCAGCAAUACCACAAGCAACACCACGCAGCCCAAGAAUGGAGGCGAUAGCUGCAAUAGCUUCGAUUAUCAGAAGGCGGCGGCUAGCCAAGCGGCGAAUGGAGCGACGGCGGCGGCGGCUUUGGCCAGCAAGUCGCCAUUCGAGAGGGAACUGCAAAGACUGCUUAACGAAUCUUCGCGUGGACGCUGCCUCAACGCUGCCAACAGCACGGAGCAUGCCAGCAGCAAUGGCGGCGGCCGAAAUCUGGAGCUAAGCUACUCGGCCAGCAACAGCAAGCUGAGCUCGCUGAAUGGGCAUCAUGGCCAGCUCCCUGCUGCGACGACGGGCGGCAGCAAUGGAAAUCUCAGCGGUGGCAGCAACUCUAACAGCGGCAACAACAACAACAGCAGCAGCAGCAGCAGCCAUCAUCAGCAGCAGCAGCAGCAGCACAAGGAGCAGCUGGAGGCAGCGCUGGAGGGCAAGUUGCCAGUAAGCAACAGUUUCAUGAUAUCCAAGCAUCCAGUCGGCCUGGACGCCAUCAAGGAGAUAACGCGACACAAGAAUCCCUCCGAGUCCAGCCAAAUGCAAACAUCGGACACGGAGUCCUGCGAGAUACUGCACGAGACGCGGAAUCAGCUGCAUGCCCUGGCGCUGCUGGAGCUGAAUGCAGCAGCCAAGGAGCAGCAGCAGCAGCAGCAGCAGCCACAGCGAGCGCAUCGACAACGUCCGCGCUCUAAGGAGCUGCAGCAGAGCUACGAGAGUCUCGAUGGACGCAGUCUGGAUGGCGCUGAGACGCAGCAGCAGGCGCCGGCGCAGCGGCCACGUCAUCAUCAUCAUCAUCAUCACCACCAUCACCAGCACCAGCACCAGCACCAGCAGCAGCAGCGACAGGAGAAGCAACAACAACAGCAGCAGCAACGUUUCAAUCAUGUGGAGCAGGAUGAGCACGAUGAUACCGAAGAUAAUCUGGCUGAUGAGGAGUUUGAGGAUGAUGAGGUGGGUCGCGAUGUGCGCCAGAAGCAGCUCAAGACGCACGAGCAGAGCGAUAAGCAGGCCGAACAGCAGCUGGAGCAGCAGUCAGAGCUGAGCAAGGAGAACGAAUCGCUGGCCAAUGGCCGCCUGCGCUUGGAGUCGAAUGUGAUAAACGAUGAGCUCAAGUAUGGCGCGGCGCAUCAUAACCAUCAGUCCAUGGACUCUAAUCCACUGGAGAGCCAAUCGGAGUGGUCGGACGACGAUUGCCGCGAGGAGGCGACAGGUGGCGCCGAGUCAACUGGCUAUAUAACCGAUGAGCCAGGGCUGGAGAAUAUAUCGCUGCUGAACGAGGCGGGACUCACCGAUGCCGAGGGCGCCUUGUCCGACGUCAAUUCGCUGUACAAUGCGCCAGAUGUGGACGACACUUCGGUCUCCAGUCGCGCCAGUUCGCGUCUGCUCAGUCUCGACUCGCUGAGCGGCCUCUACGAUUGUGAUCUGGACUCCAAGCAUGAGCUGGCCAUAGUGAAUGCCUCGCACAAAAUCACCAAAUCCUUUGGCCCGCCCUCAUCGCCAGCGUCAACAGCAACAGCCCAACAGUCGCCACAGCAUCAGCAGCAGCAGCAGCAGCAGCAGAAGCAACCAGAGCAGCAGCAGCAACAAGGCUAAGGCCAUGAAUUGUGUACUUAAGCAAAUUGUUGUUAAUUGUAUUUUCUUUGUUAAUGGUGUGUCUAUUAUUAAGCUAAACAAUUGUACAGGAACAAGUGCAACAUUUAGCGCUUUCCACAACUUACUGUAGUCUCUAUGUAUGGCACUCUCUUUGUAUAGGUUUAAGCGCUUUUUUUUUAAUAAUUAAAACAUAUACAUAGUAUAUAUUACGUAUAAUACAGUUUAUCAAGUAGUUAUAGCUAUAUAGUCAUUGGUUAUCUUAAUGCAAAUUGGCCCAGUUGAAACGUUCCAGUUGCACGAAAAAAUUAAUUACAAUUUGCACUACUUAUAUAUUAAAUAUAUAGCAACUAUAUGUUUAGCUUAAGCAACACACACACAUACACACAUGCACACGACAAAUAUUAUUAUGUUAACUGUUUGUGCGCUUAGCCACUUUAAGACUUUGAUUUGCUCAUUUUAUAAUUACAUAUAUAGUUAUAUAAUAU
Messenger RNA from Drosophila busckii, 2807 nucleotides. RefSeq names its product Ca(2+)/calmodulin-responsive adenylate cyclase (gene rut). NCBI's taxonomy places the organism in Eukaryota, Metazoa, Arthropoda, Insecta, Diptera, Drosophilidae. The record is from RefSeq and is a predicted model, not a curated record. The transcript has 3 exons. The annotation marks the transcript as partial.